UUGUGUGAAAGAAUAAGAAAUCAGCGGGUAAAUGUUGCCAACAAAGGUGGGGAGGAAUUUCGUGUGAAAAAUGAGGUGAAAAUCAAUUCAUCUUGGCCAGAGGGAAGGCAAGAGUGUCCGAGCAUUGAAAUUCACAAUGGAGCAAUUGUAUGUCAAUAAAGUAUUUGCGUGUUUUGAUACUCAUAUUCGAGGUCGUCUGACGGCCAAUUUUUCCUUUCACUUUGUGCUUUGGGGGCUGGUAUAGCGCAAUUCAGUGAGAGGGAGGGUUUUUAGUAUGUUAAUUAGGGGGGCACAUAUGCCUGAGCUUUCGCGAGCUAUACCCCUAAGACUGCCAGAGGGUAUGGAGUAGCUGACGGGACUUGUGAGCAAUCAGAGAAAUUUCCAACUUCCUGGCGGUCACACGACAGUGUCACCAUCCCUCUACGGAUUUUCAGUAUUUUAUUGCAACAAAUAAUCUCUUACAACCCCUUCAAAUUGCACAUCACUACAUCCUGUUGUUGGACACUUCUUUUGUGGUGCAAAUAAUCGUUACUAAUGGAUUGCGAUUCACAGACAGGAUCCUUGGCAGCUGAUAGUGAAGAUAAUUCACGAAGGAGUAGAGAACCCGAGGACCUUGAACAGGACGAAGUUAUGGCAAAAUUCGAUGAGCGAAUUGGAUUUCUCGGUGGUGGAAAUAUGGCAUUUGCCAUUGGAUCGGGAAUGGUAAAUCGUGGUCUUGUUAAACCAUCGCAAAUUCUUGCUUCUGGGCCACAUCUUGAGAAUCUCUCCCGUUGGAAGGAUAAUGGAUCUGAAAUAACAGCCGACAAUGAAGAUGUAAUCAUCAAAUGCGAUAUAAUCUUCAUUUGCGUAAAGCCGCAUAUUUUGGAAAAAUGUGCAGCUGAAAUUCAGAGAAAGCAUAUUCGCUCCAUUAGAGAUUCUGAUAAAUUAUUUGUCUCCGUGAUGGCAGGGAUAUCAAUUGAUGUUAUUGAAAAGCAUUUCUACUUCAUUCCCCAACUUAAAAUAAUACGUUCAAUGCCCAAUACACCGAUGCAAGUGGGAGAGGGAUGUACGGUAUUCUCACCAGGACGUUAUGUUACGCAGCAUGAUGUGGAGAAAAUCAACACCAUCCUCAAUUCAUUGGGCACGGCUCAGGAGGUGCCGGAGAAGAUGAUAAAUGCUUUUUCAGCAAUAACUGGGUGCGGUCCCGCCUAUAUUUACACAAUAAUUGAUGCCCUAGCUGAUGGGGGUGUGAAGCAGGGGAUCCCAAAGCAAACAGCCCUACAAGUGGCAGCUCAGAUGAUCUAUGGCACGGCCAAGACGGUGCUGGAGACAGGGAAACAUCCUGCUGUACUGAGGGAUGAAGUAUGCUCACCUGGUGGUGCAACAAUUGCUGCAGUUCAUGAACUUGAGAAGGGUGGAAUUAGAAAUAUAUUCAUAAAUGCAGUGGAAAAAGCAACAGUUCGUUCUGAGGAGCUAGGGCAGAGUAAUGCAGACUAACAGUUUCUACCAUAUCGCCCGCAGUACUUACUCUAUAAGGCGAUAGAUAAAGAGAAUGAACCACGACUCUAUAGACGUAGAUGGAUUCGAUUUUAGAAAACUUAAAGAGUUUAUUGACAAAGAUUCAAGAGAAAAGAAAAACGAAGCUCUCUCCUAGGUACCGAAAAAUCAAUUCCUGCUCCUUUUGCGCGAAUAUGUUGAAUAGCCAAGAUUUAGGUGGUCCUCUAUUCCAAAUUGUACACACAAAAUAUUAAAAUUAUUUUUCGCAAAUUUGAUAAAAACACGAAAGAGACGCAAAUAAUUUCACACUUAUUUGAGCACAAUUUCUGUAAAUAAAACCUUUCACGGGAAUUCACAUUGAGAAUCACCAAUUGAGGUAUAAAAAAAUCAAUUUACGAGUUGUCUCAAAGCAUAAAAAGACAGAAGAAUGAUUAAUGCAAAUUAAAAACACUUUUUUGCUGCGUUUUGACGAUUCAUCAUGCAUAAAAUCUCCUCUAGAAACGUAUUAAAACCCCCGUAGAAAAUUCUCUCGGCAGUCCCGAGCUAUUCGUCUCCAGUGCCACCAAUAAAUAAACACAAAUUUCCUGUUUUUCAAAUCCAAAUCCCCAAGAAUGAGAAAUAAAAGAUUAUAUUGAGAACUACAUACAAAA
Messenger RNA from Lutzomyia longipalpis, 2126 nucleotides. It is a transcript of the gene P5cr, whose product is annotated as pyrroline-5-carboxylate reductase 2. The transcript is spliced from 5 exons. The coding region runs from base 535 to 1476 and encodes 313 amino acids. Gene Ontology annotation, biological process: L-proline biosynthetic process. The record is from RefSeq and is a predicted model, not a curated record. Gene Ontology annotation, molecular function: pyrroline-5-carboxylate reductase activity. Lineage: Eukaryota; Metazoa; Arthropoda; Insecta; Diptera; Psychodidae.